AUGUCGAAGAUCUCCAAGGUCAACCAUGCGGCGGGCAUUUUCGCUGACAUCUCCGUCGAUGGCCCCGUUAUCGGUACCUUGGUCGCUAUCAUCGACCGAGCCAAGAACCUACCCAAUCGGAAGACUAUGGGCAAACAGAAUCCCUAUGUUGCAGCACGAUUGGGCAAGGAAGCAAAGAAAACACAAACAGAUUUGCGAGGAGGACAAACUCCCAGAUGGGACUCGGAACUUCGAUUUACUGUGCAUGAAUCUCCCGAUUACUUCAAGCUAAAGGUCUCCGUAUUCAAUGACGAUAAGAAGACCGAUAUGAUCGGCGAAACUUGGGUCGAUUUACAAAGCUUGAUCAUUCCGGGUGGAAGCCAGAAUGAUCACUGGCACCCACUUCAAUGGCGUGGGAAGUAUGCAGGAGAGAUCCGAAUUGAAAUGACCUACUACGAUACCAGAGAGCAAGAUGAGGUUCUGAUUGGACGCCGGAAAGAAGCCGCUGACCGGGUGCAAGGCAAAAUCCCCAGUACUCCAAGCAGCACAGGCUUGUCUGGUCCCCGGCAAUUGAAAGACGUCAAGCGACGACCCUUGCCCAGUGGCCCUGCAGGGGCACCAGCAAGACCAGCUCCUCCCGAGCAAGCUCACUCGGCGCCUCCGAUUCACCACCCGGUCCCGUCGAGACCCGCCAUUCCUGAACAUUCAAACACCGUGUCUGGUGCACCGGACACCAUAGCCUAUGCCCCGAGCCAUUCAGAACCUGCUUACGAUGCAUCAUCUUAUCGCGCACCUUCUCCUAUCCCGCCUCCAUCUCGGGGUGGGUAUGAUGGUGCUGAUAACUACAUGCAAGAAUGGGACAGCCCAGCUGUUGCUCCUCUCCGCCGACAAGUCACCCAUGAACUGCCCUCGAAUGAACUGAUUGAAACACCCUACGACGCGCGUCUACUGCAACAACAGCAGCAGCAGCAGCAACACCAAGAGCAGCAGCAACAACAACAAAAGUUACAGCAACAGCAGCUCCAACAACAACAGCUACAGCAGCAGCAACAACAGCAACUACAACAGCAACAGUUACAACAGCAGCAACAAAUACAACUACAACAAUUACAGCAGCAGCAGCAACAGCAGCAACAGCAACAGCGGAAUUAUCCCGAGUAUGACCAACCACCUUCGAGAGACUAUCGCAUUGCCAGGCAAGAUCAGUACGAGGCAGAUCCCCGUGAGGAAGCGCCAUACCAUUCCCCACAUCAAGAUCCUCACGCUCAAAUAGAGCAGCCCCGAUAUGAUCUAGGUCCUAUGUCAUAUGGGCCAACGCAUGCACACGAGUUGCCAGCUCCAGACUUUGUACCUUCCUCCUCGGGGCCAGUGGAUGACCCGAGGUACUAUCCACACAGAGUUCAACCUCUACAGAUCACUGCUCGAGCCCACGAUUACCAUCCAGAAUACGCCGGGAUGCAACCACGAGUAGAGGAUGAAGAUGACGACGGGCCCCCACCUCCUCCACCGGUACACCGGUCACGACGGGCGCCCUCUCAGCUGCCCACCCCGAAAACCUCGCCUCACCCGUAUGCACCAUACACGCACCAUUCUGCUUCUCGAUCCUCGGUCUCCCACCUCCCAUCAAGCAUGUCCACCCCGUCCCACCGCGAUCUCUAUCAAGACCCUUCUUCGAUGGGGAAUUCACCAGCCAUGCCCGCAAGCCUCGUCGCAGGUUAUGAAGCGGAAGACUCAUCUGAGAGAACGGCCCUCGAACGAUCAACCAACAGACGCAGCAACCACUGGGAAGACGAGAUGAUGAUUUCCCAGCCGCCUGUGCCAGUCCCCGUAUCAGCACCCGUCCACUACGAUACUCCUGUCUACCCUCUGCGAACAUCCCCCCGACCUAUUGAGCAAAGACCUACUUCUAGUAGAGGUGAAUCUGUGAGCCCUGAUAUGCGGGCUGUGACCCGGAAAUCAGUCAGCCCACGGCCCUCUUCUUCGGACGUCCGUGAGGGUUCUUCAAUCCCUUUCUCUCCAGACUCCUACAUCUCUCUAAACCCAAAUGCCUCUCACGCUCCUAGCCGAGAUCCUUCCCCAGCAUACGACUCGCCUUCACAGGCCAGAGAUGCCGUGAUACGUGGAAAGACUGAACCCCAUCGAGACCUGGACCACCCAAUCAUUGGGGAUGAUGGUCGCGAGAUUGAUCCCUCUGACCAUCUUCCCACUGAUACAUGGGCGCCCGAACCAGAAAGGAAGAACCGCAAACCCGAGGUUAUUAUCCGCUUCAAACAUUCGCCUCGACCAACUUCUAGAGGCAACGACUCUUCUACGCCACGCAGCACAGGCCCUCCACGCGUCGGAUUCAGGGCAGAGACUACUACCUACCCGUCGGAUCGCCCAGUCAAGUACACACCCACUCAUGUGAACGCAAGUCCGGGGGCAAUGGUUCGAACUUCACCUCGGCCGGACUACGGGCGUGAGCGCUCUGACAGCUAUGUGCAACGGGGUUACAGCACACCCACAUCGGCUGAGCGGCCGCGCUCUUCCCGAGGAUCAGUCUCGCCAUCACCGGGGUCCCGUACGCCACUAUAUGACUAUACCCCAGGCCCCCCGAUUCCAAACAAGGUGCCAAUCACCGCAGGAAACCCAAGCUACCCCGUCAUGUCUGGCAAUCCAAAUGGAAAUGUCCGCAUGGAUGCCUUGAGUCGAGAGCUGAGUACGAUCGACAUCGGCUCUGCGGCGUGCAGCCCUGGCCGGGGGGCUGUCCGAAAGUACGUACCAAGACAACCGGCAUCGAUUGGCUACGCUAGAUGA
Molecule: messenger RNA, 2775 nt
Organism: Penicillium griseofulvum
Lineage: Eukaryota; Fungi; Ascomycota; Eurotiomycetes; Eurotiales; Aspergillaceae
Exons: 2
Coding region: 1-2775 (924 amino acids)
Source: RefSeq, a predicted model, not a curated record